Molecule: messenger RNA, 1368 nt
Organism: Zea mays
Lineage: Eukaryota; Viridiplantae; Streptophyta; Magnoliopsida; Poales; Poaceae
Exons: 2
Coding region: 171-1184 (337 amino acids)
Biological process (GO): response to oxidative stress; hydrogen peroxide catabolic process
Molecular function (GO): heme binding; peroxidase activity
Source: RefSeq, a predicted model, not a curated record
GCUCUGCCAGCAAUGCCCAAACGAAAUCCCAGGUGCUAGUAAGUAUAUGAGCAUGGGCAUCCAUCUUGCAUGCUGCCCGUUGGAGAGCACAGCCACUACUGUAGCUGGCAGCUAUAGCAGAGUGUUUGCAUUGCAGCGUACUGCUGCUGUGCUGCCUCCCUACCCUCUAGAUGGCCACCAGGGUCGCACUUGCACCUCCCAUGGUGGCCGUAGCAUCAGUGGCAGUGCUACUCGUCGUGUGUGCUGCUGCAUCAGUUGCCGGGCAGGGGCAACUCCAGGUCGGCUACUACAACAAGACUUGCCCGGCAGCGGAGCAGAUCGUGCGCAACGAGACCACGGUCGCCAUCGGUAGCUCGCCGGACCUCGCCGCCGCGCUCCUCAGGCUGCACUACCACGACUGCUUCGUCCAGGGCUGCGACGCCUCCGUGCUUCUGGACUCGACACCCAACAACACCGCGGAGAAGGAGUCGCUGCCCAACGGCAGCCUCCGAGGCUUCGACGUCGUGGCGCGGGUCAAGGACCAGCUGGAGAAGGCGUGCCCGGGCACCGUCUCCUGCGCCGACAUCCUGGCCCUCAUGGCCCGCGACGCCGUCUCGCUGGCCAGGGGCCCCUCCUGGCCCGUGGCGCUGGGCAGGCGGGACGGCCGCACCUCCAGCGCCGCCAGCUGCGGGGACCUUCCGCCGCUGCACGGCGACAUCGGCCUCGUGGUCCAGGCCUUCGCCGCCAAGGGCCUCGACGUCAAGGACCUCGCCGUGCUGUCCGGCGCGCACACGCUGGGCAAGGCGCACUGCGCCUCCUACGCCGACCGCCUCUACGCCUCCGCCACCUGCACCACGCCCGACCCGGCGCUCGACGCCCGCUACGCCGACAGGCUGCGGAUGCGCUGCCCCAGCAACAGCAGUAGCACCAGCAGUACCGCGGCGUCCGAGCUCGACCCCGGCAGCUGCACCACCUUCGACACCAGCUACUACCGCCACGUCGCGCGGAGGCGCGGACUGCUCCGCUCCGACGCAUCGCUCCUGGACCACCGCUUCACCAGGGCCUACGUGCUGCAGGCCGCCUCCGGCAGGUUCGACGGACACUUCUUCCACGACUUCACCGUCUCCAUGGCCAAGAUGGCAGCCAUCGGCGUGCUCACCGGCGACCAGGGUGAGAUCAGGAGAAAGUGCAACGUCGUCAACUGAACAGCAGCUGAUUGUUGUUCAUUAGUACCCUUGUAGAAUAUAGCUACAUCGAUCCCUGCCUAUCAUGAACUCGCAAUUGCAUUAUUGUUUGUACUGUAAUGAUGAUGAAAUUGUUAUGAACUAGCUAGAAGAGAACCGAUUUCUUCCCGGUGGUAAUUGUUAAGCGGUGGCAGCUCUGCACUCA